Molecule: messenger RNA, 2394 nt
Organism: Hipposideros armiger (great roundleaf bat)
Lineage: Eukaryota; Metazoa; Chordata; Mammalia; Chiroptera; Hipposideridae
Gene: GABRA6
Product: gamma-aminobutyric acid type A receptor subunit alpha6
Exons: 9
Coding region: 346-1590 (414 amino acids)
Biological process (GO): gamma-aminobutyric acid signaling pathway; monoatomic ion transmembrane transport; chloride transport
Cellular component (GO): membrane
Molecular function (GO): GABA-A receptor activity; extracellular ligand-gated monoatomic ion channel activity
Source: RefSeq, a predicted model, not a curated record
UUAUUGUCACCGCUCUCCAACCAUGCACUGUCCCUUCAGACUCUCAUUUCCCAAAUGAGUCAGUCAGAGGCGGCUGAGUGUCCACCAGGACAUAAUCUAAGACCACAAGCCACCUUGUUCCAUGUGAAAAGACAGGAACGGAUACACAGAGAGCAAGGGGGACCCUCCAAGUUUUGCUGGCAAGCUCAUCAUCUACUGGAUUACCGGCAGGACGAGAAAAAAAAAACAAAACAACAGGCUAUGAGGGGUCCAGAAGGUUGCUCUAGUUGACUGGCAAAGGGGAGCUGGUUGGUAGGGAGGAUAAACCAGGAGGAAGGUGAAGUGUGCAUUUCAGUGCACUGCAGGAUGGCGUCACCUCUGCCCUGGCUGUACAUUAUUUUAUGGGUAGAAAAUGCCCUAGGGAAACUUGAAGAUGAAGGAACCUUCUACUCAGAGAACAUCAGUCGGAUCCUGGACAACUUGCUUGAAGGCUAUGACAACCGGCUGCGGCCAGGAUUUGGAGGUGCUGUCACAGAAGUUAAAACAGACAUUUACGUGACCAGUUUUGGGCCUGUGUCAGAUGUGGAGAUGGAGUAUACCAUGGAUGUUUUCUUCCGCCAGACUUGGACUGAUGAGAGGCUGAAGUUUAGGGGGCCAAUUGAGAUUUUGAGUUUGAAUAAUUUGAUGGUCAGUAAAAUCUGGACACCUGACACUUUUUUCAGGAAUGGCAAAAAAUCAAUUGCUCACAAUAUGACAACUCCUAAUAAACUUUUCAGAAUAAUGCAGAAUGGAACCAUUCUAUACACCAUGAGGCUUACCAUCAAUGCUGACUGUCCUAUGAAGCUGGUUAACUUUCCAAUGGAUGGGCACGCUUGUCCACUCAAGUUUGGGAGCUAUGCUUACCCCAAAAGUGAAAUCAUAUAUACAUGGAAAAAAGGACCACUUUACUCAGUCGAAGUCCCAGAAGAAUCUUCAAGCCUCCUCCAGUAUGAUCUGAUUGGACAAACAGUAUCUAGCGAGACAAUUAAAUCUAAUACAGGUGAAUAUGUAAUAAUGACAGUGUAUUUCCACUUGCAAAGGAAGAUGGGCUACUUCAUGAUACAGAUAUAUACGCCUUGCAUUAUGACCGUCAUUCUUUCCCAGGUGUCUUUCUGGAUUAAUAAAGAGUCGGUCCCAGCCAGGACAGUCUUUGGUAUGCUUCACUCUUUGGGCUCUAUUUCCAUUCAUCCUCCACUUCUCAUGGCUUGUGCCAAGAGAAAGGCACCCAUUGUCGCCUCACCCCCAGUGACAGUGUCAAAAGCGAAGGAACCCUUGGAAGCUGAGAUUGUUUUGCAUCCUGACUCCAAGUAUCAACUGAAGAAAAGAAUCACCUCCCUGACCUUGCCAAUAGUUCCAUCCCUCGAGGCCAGCAAGGUCCUCACUAGAGCUCCCAUCGCAUUGCCGUCAACGCCUAUCACACCCCCGCCACCCUCUCCCGCCUUUGGAGGCACCAGUAAAAUAGACCAGUAUUCACGGAUUCUCUUCCCAGUUGCAUUUGCAGGAUUCAACCUCGUAUACUGGAUAGUUUAUCUUUCCAAAGACACAAUGGAAGUGAGCAGCAGUGUUGAAUAGCUUGCAGCCAGGACACUGUGUAUUAUAUCAGUUCUCAUUUUCUGAAUUUUUUAAAAAAAAAUAGCAUCGAGACUUGCGUGGAUGCAUUUCUGAACACGAAAUCGAAAUUGAAAAUCUGUAACACGUAGCUUUCAGUAAGUAUAUAUAAGCCCAAAAGCAAUCAUCUUACUCCUCAAAAUUGGAAAUUGAAGGUUUCAGAAAAAUAGGAUUCUUCUGUACAUUAGGGGAACAUUUUACAAGAAGAUAAGAUGGAUUCAAGGAGAAUUUGCCAAUCCUUGUCCUUCGUUCGUCAAUAUUUUCAUUGUCACUAUGAAUAGCAUUUACCACAAAGCAGAUACAAUAAGAAAUGCUGACACUUCCAAAGGUGGCCUUAAAAUAUGUGAAUUUUGGCUUAGUUUUCAAGAGAGCAAACCAUAGUGUAAAUAUUUAUCACGAGGUCCAUACCAACAUGUUGGAAGCGUUUAUGCUAGUGAAACGGCUUUCAGCACAUCAUAAAGCCUGAAUGGAACUUAGCCAUGUGUUUCUGACCUUGUUGUGGUAUUUUACCUCAAUGAAGUCUGGUGUUUGUAUACAUAUGAAUUAUACAUAGACCAUAAAUUACAUAUACAUAUGUACAGAGCUUUAGUGGGACUGCAAUAUUGUUGUUUUAUCUUGUAAGCUUUCCUUUUAAAAUAAUACACUCACAUAAUUCCAUGGAGAAACACAUUGGGAUUAUAAGGGAGCCUUGUAUAUUAUGACUGUCAUUAUAUCUCACAUUUUCUACCUUUCUGAGUACACCACUGAAUAAAGUGACAAUAAACCUGG